ACCAAAAGUCAUAUAGAUUAGUUGAUGGUGGCUGUCAUUGGCCUCAGGGAAUUUCACUGCUCAUUCUCUUCACAUUUAAAUUUCCAUUUUCCACUAAUUCAGAAUUUUUAGUCACCUGAAAAUGAGUUCAGGGAAGAAACCAAUAAACAUAAUAGAAGCAACAAGAAAGUUGGAAGUUGAUCAUCGUAUUCCACUCCAAUAUUACUAUAAGAUAGCUCAUAAUCUUCUCAAAAAGGCAAGCAUUUAUCGGCAGGAGAACAACAUCAUAGAUCUGUACAUUCUGCAACUCAGAUACGCCAGUCUUAUAACAGAAACUAUGCCUUUCCACCGAGAAUACAGUACUUCAAAUCAUAGAGAAAAGAUAUAUUACAAAAAGAAACUACUGGAUGUACUUCGCGAGCUGGAAUGUUUAAGACCAGAAGUUGAACGGGAAAUUAGUAAAGUGAACAGAGAACAUGCAUUGAAGGAACUGCAUCGGCAAAACAAUGAAUCAUCGUCUAGACAGCAGCCUCUUAGUAGAAUGGCUUCUUUAUGGCCAAACAAUAAGCAGACGAGGCAUUCAAGACUGACUCUAAAUAUCCGCGUUAGUACCCCUGAAGUUGUUGUACCGUCAGCACCACCAAUCGAAAAUUUGGUCAUAGGUGAUGAAGCCCCAUCACAAACUAGUUCAUCUGAGUCUAGUUUUGCAGAUUCAUCUUCUGCAACAACGGAGAACUCAUCAAAGAAAACACACGAUGAAGGUUGUUCGAGGACUGCUUCAUCGUGUAUCAUAUGCUAUGAAUCCCCAAUAGAGGGUGCUUGUGUACCAUGUGGACAUAUGGCUGGGUGCAUGUCAUGUUUGAACGAGAUUAAAGCCAAAAGCUGGGGAUGCCCGGUCUGUCGCGCUGAAAUCGAGCUUGUUCUACGUUUAUAUGCUGUUUAACAUGUCAAGAAGUAUAUAAUCUUGAUCUAUGUGUGUUUAUAGUGAACAUCUAUUUGCUAUAAUACUUUGCUGUGUUCUAUAAAUUAUAAAGCAAAACAAAUGUAUACUUUGCCCUUUUCUACCUAUUGUUGGUAUUUUCUGCAGUUUGAUAUCAUUUGUAAAUAAAGAUUGUAAAUGUAUUGUGGGAGAAAUAUAUUCUUCCUGUCAGUUUCAGUGAUAUUUUUCUUGUGCAAA
Messenger RNA from Capsicum annuum, 1156 nucleotides. Its product is annotated as AMSH-like ubiquitin thioesterase 3. The transcript is spliced from 5 exons. The record is from RefSeq and is a predicted model, not a curated record. NCBI's taxonomy places the organism in Eukaryota, Viridiplantae, Streptophyta, Magnoliopsida, Solanales, Solanaceae. Gene Ontology annotation, cellular component: endosome; membrane. Gene Ontology annotation, biological process: protein K63-linked deubiquitination; protein K48-linked deubiquitination. Bases 122 to 922 code for a protein of 266 amino acids.